Molecule: messenger RNA, 366 nt
Organism: Hepatospora eriocheir
Lineage: Eukaryota; Fungi; Microsporidia; Hepatosporidae
Source: the annotation of a GenBank genome assembly
AUGAAAGAUAAUAAACAACAAUCAUAUGUUAACGGUGAACCUAUAAAUGAAGAAUACUCUGAAGUAAUUAGAGAAAUUAAAAACAAUGAAGAUGAAAAUUUUACUGAUAUUAGGAAAACGUUUAACUUUUGGAUUGGUAUAAUUUUAGGAUCUUAUUUUGUUGUUUUGUUUGUUUCUAUAUUAAUAACUUACAAAAUUUUUAAUGGAUUAAACAGCGUGAUUAUGGAUAAUAGUGUUAUUGUAGUCCAUUCACAAGGAUUUUUAAAUGCUUUAACUUGUGUUAUGAAGAAAUUUGGUUCUGAAUCUAGUACACUUUCAGAAGAAACUAAGAAGUUAAUAGAUAAAGUUAAAAAUAUACUUCAAUAA